Messenger RNA from Wyeomyia smithii (pitcher-plant mosquito), 3000 nucleotides. RefSeq names its product clavesin-2-like. Lineage: Eukaryota; Metazoa; Arthropoda; Insecta; Diptera; Culicidae. Gene Ontology annotation, cellular component: membrane. Bases 947 to 2032 code for a protein of 361 amino acids. The record is from RefSeq and is a predicted model, not a curated record. Gene Ontology annotation, molecular function: phosphatidylinositol bisphosphate binding. The transcript has 4 exons.
UAGUCAUUUAGCAGCGUUUCAUUCGUUCGUUCGUUUCGUUCGCGCUUCGUUGUAGACCGCUACUGCUGCAUAAAUGAUAUAGGUACCUACAUACCUACAUAUCGGGUUGAUUUCCCCGGUCGGUUGCUUUUCCUUCAACGUAAUUUCUUUGGUCGUCAGUUUGUAGUCGUCGCCACGGUAGACAGUCGUGUUUGUUUUCCCUUAAUGCUCUGAGAGACCUACGCGUAGAACGUUCUUGUCGAUGAUGAUGACGUGAGUGUUAUUCGAUAACUUUCUGUUUGGUGUAAUCGUGGCAAGUUAAAUAACCGUUUAUUUCCAUUUUGCGUAUACUUUGUUGGUUGCGUUUCGAACGGAAACGUUAAUCAGUGUCAGAAGAGUGUUUUUAUCUAUAGUCAGAGGUUUUUGUUUGUGUAGAUUUCGUUGAUAUCGAAAAAGUGACCGAAUAUAGUGGUUGGUGUAAGAUAAAAAAAUCGAAGAUAACGAAUUUCACAACUGCGUGAUAGCCGGCGAAAGUCCCAAUAUCGUGGAAUUGAAAUUUGUGAAGCCAGUAAAACAUUGUUUCGUUGAAUCGGUUGCACAAGCCGGUUGCAGUAGAGCAAAGCAGUUGCACAAGUUGUGCGCCGACAACAAUAUCACAAAGUUCAACGGAAUCCCCUCUUCUGCUUUCUUGCGUUAAGAAACCCUUUAUCGCAUGGGAUUCCCUCUGUAAACGCAUAACCUACGUGAUACUAAAAAUAAAAAUCCCCGGAUAAUGAAAUUUAAUGUGCGUGGCUGCAGUUAAUUAAUGGAAGAAAGGUGUUAGUUCUGUGCCGUACAUUUUGACACGUAGCCCGAAGCUAAUGGAGCAUAAAGAAACCACGAUAAAGUGAGAGAUUGUGUUGAGUGUGAUAGCAAAAAGCAUUCUUUUCGUGUGCGUACGCGGCUGGCGGGUGCUAACGGCGCAAAAAUGUCCGACAUCUGUGAUUUUGAGUGGUCCAACAACCGGUUCCGGCACAAUCUAACCAUUUCGGACCUAAAGGGGUACAAUAAAAAUGAGCCCACCGAUCGAAUUCGUGCCUUAAAAGCGCUGAAAGAACUAAUAGGGGCCAGUAUGGAUUAUGCACUGAAAGAUAAGUCUUGCUUCCAAGAUGAUGAGUUUCUGUAUCGGUUUCUGUACGCGCGCAAAUUUAACGUAAACGAUGCGUUCCAGCUUGUGAUAAACUAUCAUGCCUAUCGGCAACGUAAUGGUCCGCUUUUGCAAAGAUUAUCAGUUUUGGACGAAAACAUUCAGCUGGCACUCAGGGAUGGCUUUCCGGGUGUUCUCCCGAACAGGGAUCGACGGGGCCGCAAAGUGCUGAUAUUCUUGGCCGGAAAUUGGGAUUACUCGUCGUACUCGCUAGUCACUGUGUACAGGGCGAUGCUAAUUUCGAUGGAAAAACUUUUGGAUGACAAACAGAAUCAAGCGAACGGUUUCAUCGCCAUUGUAGAUUGGACUAACUUCACAUUCCGACAAUCAUCAAACUUGAAUCCAAAAAUUUUGAAGCUGAUGAUCGAAGGUCUUCAGGACUGUUUUCCGGUGCGCUUCAAAGCGAUACACUUCAUCGGUCAACCGUGGUACGUGGAGGCAGCACUGGCGGUAAUCCGACCGUUCCUCAAGGAAAAAACACGCGAUCGAAUAAAAUUACAUGGCGGCAACCUGUCGACACUGCAUGACUGUGUUGCCCGCGACAUCCUGCCGACAGAGCUGGGCGGAGAAGGGCCCACUUUCAAUCCGCUAAACUGGUAUCACGAGCUGCUCGAAUCAAGCCAAAUCUCCACGACAAAACCUGCGCCAUCGUACAUUCUAAGUCAGCCACAGUUCUACACGACACCACCGACGCUGGUCGCUGCUACCACAACCAACACCAACAUCACGACAGCAACGGCAACGAUGACGGCGGGUUCGGAUUUCCUGAAAAGUACCAAAGCUGCUGCUGUGAAAAUCGGCGUCCUCACGACCAAGGCGAACGAUCCGGCUGCCAAUAUGUUGCUCGGUGUGGGGAGCGACACGUGACGGCCGGUUGCGGCCGGGGCUCACCUGCAUUCGCACUCGGUGGAGUCUGGUUCGAUUUCUUGAUGAACGGUUUUGAUCUCAAAUUUCCAUACUCAUUCGAUCAUCCCAACCAGCUGGCAGCGGAUCACUCCAGUUUACGUUUAGAGCUUAAAUUCUGUUUUGAGUCUUCUCCGCGAGCUGUCGGUGAUAAUUUUCUGGUUUCCUCUUCCUUUUGGGCUGAUGCACGAAUGAUGAACAUCUUACGCUAUGAUUGUACUUUUCAAUCCUUACGUUAAAUCGCUCGAAUAGGUAAGGAUUGGGAAAAGUGGAAGAAAACGCGACUUCGUAGUCGUAAUGCAAAUGAACAAAAUUUAUCGUAAAGAAAAUAUUCCGUACAAACAAAAUUGUAUGUAGUCUACCGUUCGAAAGAAAGAAAACUCACACAAAACCCAAUAAACAUUAAAUCAAAUGAGCUUACAACUUCCUGGAACUGAAUGACGAUCUAGAAUAAGUGACCUAAUGAUAGAAAUGUUUGAUGCAGUUUGACUCCUAGAACCAACAGCUUUACUAACUACGUAACUGUAAUUUUUCUACAAGUUUAAAUCAAGUGUUAAAAAGCCAUGGCUGUUUUGUAGUAGUUCUACGACUGUACCAAGCGACGCGAUAUUAAACUUUGAGCUCAAAUGUAAGACAUUAUUCAGUCGUUCUGUAGUCUGUAAGUUUUCCUAUAUUUAUGUGUAGGUUAUUUUUCUAGUUUAUUACACUGUGCGUGAAUUAUCAGCAUUUAGUCGAGAACCGUGCAGGCGUUUCAACACCAUUCAUAAUUAGAAAUGAAUUCCGUCCAUAUGCAAGCGAACCGUAAUGCUAGUGCGCGUGUUUGUACAUCGAACAAUUAUGUAAGUGUAGGAGAUUGAGUUCAAAUAUUUUCCUAUUCUUUCACAAUGUUUCGUGAAAUAGGGCUUAUGUAUAAUAAAAUGCGAAAAAAUAAA